Symbiodinium pilosum is the source of this 2124-nucleotide messenger RNA. The record is from the annotation of a GenBank genome assembly. Lineage: Eukaryota; Dinophyceae; Suessiales; Symbiodiniaceae.
AUGGCUGCAGACCAAGCAAGAGCAGAGGAGAUCUGUUCGAAAAUGGUUAAGGUGGACGACCAGCAUCAGCACUGUGUAAAGACAGUGUUGAAGUCCAUGGAAGAAGGGCACAGCGAGGAGCAGACCAUGUUCAUGGCCAAUGCCACGCUGCAGCUCCUUGAGCUUGGGCUCCCAGCAGCGGCAGCAGAUGCCGGGGCUCUUGAAGCUCUGAAAGGCUUCACUGAGGGGCUGCCCUUCCACACAGCUGUGAACCACGGCCAAGCCACAGCAAUCUACGAGAAAGCCUUGCUCAACGGUUACACGCCAGCUGCUGCCAAGAUAGCGCGGAUCAAUGCGCUCCGCACGUUGGAGGCAGGAUACUCCAGGAAGGCUUCUUUGGUGGCCAGCGAAGCUGCGGCCAAGGCCAUUGAAGCAGGCUUGACCCCUGCAGCCGCAGAGGCCGCUGCCACAGCCUCUGCGAAUGCAAUCAGGGACGGGAAGUCCGUUGAAGAGGCUGCCGCAGCCGGUGCUGCCGUUGCUGCAGUGACAAAGGAUGGUUCACACAUUGUGAUCCACAUUCACGAGCACGACAAAGACGGCAAGGUCUUGAAGUACAAGUACCAGCCAGGUUCGAAGGCGGCCGUUGCAACCCCAAUGUCUGCAGAAGAAAAGGCAGCGCAGCCGGCAGCUCCUGAACCUCCAAAGGCAGAGGCUACUCAGACACCGGCUGCCAAAUCACCUACACCAACAAUACCAACACCUCCCACAUCACCUGCACCACCUACACCGCCACUGGAAGCACCACCAGUGCCGGCAGCAGCUGCUCCGGUAGCAGCCCAAGCGCUGGCCACUCCGGACGUGCCUACACCGCCAGUUACGCCGACACCGCCAGUGCAAGUCCCCGUUCCUGUGCGCAUGCCGCCGGCAGGGCAAGGAGCAUCAACCGCGCCAAGCCCCGAAGCAGGAGGUGGAUCAGACUCGCUGCUCAAGCCACUCGUCUUGCCAAAGCCGGCAAAGCCGGCAGCUGCCCCAGCACCAGUAACUGCAGCAAAGGCCUCUCGCAUCGCUGCUCCGGCCUCCAUUGCUCAGCCAACCUCGGCUCCCAUGGCCUCGUCACCCGCAGCCUCCAUGCCCGUGGCCUCACCAGCCCCAGCGCCAGCUACCAUGGCACAGCGUGCAGGACUGGAAGGGGGCACAGCAGCAGGUAGCGCAGCUAAAAGCGCAGCAGGAAGCGCGGCGGGGAGCUCAGCAAAAAGCGCAGCAGGGACCGCAGCAAAAAGCGUCUCAGGAAGCGCAGGAGGCAGCGCGGGAGGGGGCGUUGAUGGCCCUGCUUCGGCAGUUGACAGCGGCGACCAAAAAUCCUCCGCCUCUGCCUCUACGAGUCAAGAUGCAAAGACAGCAGCUGGGGCUAGUUCUGCAAGCCCUGCUUCACAGGCUGCAAAACCUGCGAGCGCAAGUGGCACGUCAAAGGCAGCCGAAGCAGCCGCAAAGGUCGCAGAGGCAGCCAAGGCAGCUCAGGCAGAAGCCAAGACGUCCAAUGCUGCCCCGCAGUCCUCAGCCCAUGCAGCCACCCCAACGUCUGCAACGCCUUCGACGCCUGCAGCAACAGCUUCGACAAGCGAAGGCGAGCAGGGCGAGGGUUUGCUGGAUACGAUCGUGGACACGGUGAAGGAUGCAGCCAGCUAUGUGCCUUUCCUUCCCUUCAAUCUUGCAGAGGAUGUGGUGGGGAAGACCGUGCAUGUUUCACCAUUCUCACAAGAGGGGGAGGGCUUAGAGGCAGAUUGGGCCAGACAAGUGUCAGUCUCCAAGCGUGUCGAGGGCGUGCUAAACACUGAGCGGUACCGGUACAGUGGUACUUCAUGGCCAAACAUGGUGAUGCCACCCUGGUUCGUCGAGUUGACUGAUGAGGUUUGCCGUGCCUGCGAAGUUCCGGAGCGUCCCAACUCGUGCAAUGCAAACCUGUACGAGGCUUCGGGCUUCGGUUCCCUGAAAUAUGCGCAUGGCUCCGAGGGGAUGUUAACGUCAUGCGCUACAUACGGAUUUAAAACCGUAAAGAGGCUGGGUUUUGCGGACCCAGCUAAGUUCAUGCAGUUCCGAUCCCGAUCCCUUCCCUUUUCUGGGUUGCUGUUAGGGAACUUAAUUUAG